Malus domestica (apple) is the source of this 2880-nucleotide messenger RNA. RefSeq names its product inactive glucose-6-phosphate 1-dehydrogenase 4, chloroplastic. The record is from RefSeq and is a predicted model, not a curated record. Gene Ontology annotation, molecular function: glucose-6-phosphate dehydrogenase activity; NADP binding. Gene Ontology annotation, biological process: glucose metabolic process. NCBI's taxonomy places the organism in Eukaryota, Viridiplantae, Streptophyta, Magnoliopsida, Rosales, Rosaceae.
UCGGGGACAGACAGUCACAGAACAGAAGCUUAAACGACAUUAAAAACCGAGCUGUGGUCAAGGAGGUCAAAGGAUGUCGAUGUCGUUUUCAGGUGUCUCAUUGCCAUCCUCAGCUUCAAGGCCACCAAGCGAUCUCUGCUUCACUGCUCACCAAUUCUCUUUUGGGGCUCCAGCAAACUUCUUCCGUUCUGGGCCAGGUGGGCGAGUUGUGCUCCACGGAGGGCCUCACCAUUUCUGCCGGAAAUUUUGUGGCUUAAAACGAUGGAUACUAGAAAACCUACAGAGUCAACAUCAUAAGAGGAAAAUUGGACCUACAAAUGAGUAUAAGAGCAUAAAAAAUGAAGUCAAAGAUCACUUAAUGGAUCAUUCUUAUUCGACUUUACCACAUGGAGAUUCUACUUGUGUCUCUGCAGAUUCCAAUGAUCGAACUACAAAAAUAACUUUGCAACUUGAAGAAAGUUCUUUGCCAAGUUCCAAACCACAUGAUUCUGUAACAGGGCCUACUACUUCCUUAGAAUCUCCUUCCAUACCACAAACACAUUCCUCCGAGUUUCUCAUUGAGGGUGGUGCAGAAGCCUCACUCUGUAUUGCGGUCAUAGGAGCAACUGGCGAACUGGCAAGGGGAAAAAUUUUCCCAGCGCUUUUUGCUCUGUAUUACAGCGGCUUUCUUCCAGAGAAUGUUAGUAUCUUUGGUUAUUCAAGAAAGGAUAUGACAGAUGAAGACCUGAGAUCAAUGAUUGCUUCAACUUUGACUUGUCGUAUCGACCAUCAAGAAAACUGUGGAAACAAAAUGGAUGUCUUCCUUAGUCGAACACACUACAUUAAUGGAGGCUAUGACAACAGAGAAGGGAUGUCAAAGCUCAAUGUGCUGAUGCAGCAGUUCGAGGGAAAAUCUGAAGCAAACCGGAUAUUUUACCUUUCCGUGCCGCAAGAAGCACUUAUAAAUGUUGCGUGUUCAAUCGCUGAUAAUGCGCAAACCCUGAAGGGCUGGAAUCGUGUAAUUGUUGAGAAACCCUUUGGCUUUGAUGUAUUAUCAUCUCAUCGGUUGACGCAGUCUCUUCUUUCAAAGUUUGAAGAAAAACAAAUCUACAGGAUUGAUCAUCUUUUAGGAAGGAACCUCAUCGAAAAUCUCACAGUUUUAAGGUUUGCUAAUCUAGUGUUUGAGCCGCUGUGGAGCCGUACAUACAUACGCAAUGUACAGGUCAUUUUAUCAGAAGACUUGGGUGUCCAAGCGGGAAAGUACUUUGAUGGUUACGGCAUCAUUCGUGACGUAGUACACAGUCAUAUACUUCAAACAAUAGCAUUGCUUGCCAUGGAACCACCAAUAAGUCUGAAUGGGGAAGAUAUACGAAAUGAAAAGGCCAAACUUCUGAGAUCAGUUCGGAAAUUGGAGCCCAGUGAUGUUAUUCUUGGUCAAUAUAAAGGGAGUACUAAGGAUGAGGUUGAUGUUUAUACGAACAGCCUGACACCCACAUACUUCGCUGCUGCAUUGUACAUUGACAAUGCACGUUGGGAUGGCGUGCCUUUCCUGAUCAAAGCCGGCAUGGGACUCAUCCAACACAGAGUGGAGAUACGUAUACAGUUUCGUCAUGUUCCAGGAAAUCUUUAUCGUGAGCGUAUGGGGCACAACAUCGACCGUGCUACCAAUGAGCUGAUUCUGCGUGAUACCCCCGAUGAGGCCAUCCUAGUCAGAGUUAACAAUAAGAUUCCGGGAUUGGGGUUGCAGUUGGAUUCUCCGGAACUGAAUUUGCUCUACAAGGAUAAGUAUAAUGUGGAAGUGCCUGAUUCAUAUGAGCAUCUCCUUCUUGAUGUCAUUGACGGAGACAACCACCUCUUUCUGAGAAGCGACGAGCUUGCCGCUGCGUGGAACAUUCUAACUCCAGUUUUGAAUGAGAUAGACAAGAAAAAUAUAGCACCGGAGCUGUACCAGUUGGGGGGUCGAGGUCCCGUUGGAGCUUACUAUCUCUGGGCAAAACAUGGGGUUCCCUGGGCUGAGGACUAGCAAACUUAGAACCUCUCUUGGUCUUUUCCUCUUGAACAAACACAUUAUUGACAUUGGAUUUUUUCUUCACCUUGCGGUAUUUACCUUCAUUUCCGUGAGAGAGCUUCUCUCCUUCUCUGUGAGAGUCCUUCCCAUUUUUUGUGAGGGUUUCCAUCUUGCCCACCAUUUCUGGGGCUGACUCUAGCUUUUGGCUGGAGUCGGUCGCCCAUUUUCUCUUUCUUUUGUUUUCUCCUCUUUUCCCCUUUUCUGCCGUUUCCUCUUUCCUCUUUCCUCUUUUCUUCUUCCUUCUUUUCUUUUCGCUUCUCCUAAUGUUUCUCCCCAAUUUUCUCUCUGGCCUAUCCUGUUCUUUUAUUCCCGUCGGUAUCCCUCUCCCAUCCCUCCCUCAGUCCGAUCUUCAGCCACUUUUCCUCUUGAGUUCGUGUGUAGAGUUUGGAUUUUUUUCUUGGCUCGGGUAUUUCCAACACCGCCACUUUCUCCUUGCUGUCUGUCGUUUUCGACAGUGUUGCUCGUGGGUUUCCCCGAGCUUCUUCUUGGUAGUUGGCUAAUCCUUCUUUGGUGCCGACUAUCUCUUGUUAAUGGCUGUGAUCGGGUUGCUGUUCGGGGGUGGCGGUGGUGUCUGCGGCGGCGAUACUUGGUGAUGGAAGACGCUAUAGUUGGCUGGUAUGGAUCUCUGUCGGUGGAGGAGAUUUUAGUAGAAGUUUCUCGGCAGUUGUGUGUUUUUGGGCUUUACUGUUGUUGGGUCCUCUUUCUGGUUUUCUUUUGGUUUUGGCCCUUUUUUGGUUGUGUAUAGUUGUAAGUAGGAUCUUUGGUUUGCUUGUAAUUUUGGGCUUGUUUUAAUAAAAGUUAAGGGAGUUUGCUACAGACAGACUCUUUCCAAA